Molecule: messenger RNA, 771 nt
Organism: Symbiodinium sp. CCMP2592
Lineage: Eukaryota; Dinophyceae; Suessiales; Symbiodiniaceae
Source: the annotation of a GenBank genome assembly
AUGGAACUACUGAAGCCAAACUCACACUGGAGGGUGUCCGUCGAAAGGAUCGACAACCGACAAGGCUACGUCCAAGGAAACUGCUGUCUUAUUGCUGCUGAGUUUAAUUCAUUUGCGCAGUGGUCCAAGCAGAAGGUCCUGGAGGUUGCUCGGGUCCGGACACAAGAGGUGCAGUUGCAGCGGCUGCAGCAGGACAUAGCUGUCGCAAAAAUGCGUCCAUCCCUGAGCCGGACAAUCACUUCCUGCAGACACCAAGGACCGGACGCAGAGGGGAGGUGGCCAUGUGCAUGCUGUGGAAGUUGGAAGCACAUGUCACAGUUCCCCAAGAGAAGCGAGAGCAGGGGGGGUUACCAAAGGCAGUGCAAGCAAUGCACUAGUGACAAGAAAUCAGCCUGGCGACGGACGACGCGUGGGCACGGGCUCGUGCUCCUCGGGAAUGCUCGCUGCAGAGCUUCGUCAGCGCACACUUGGACCGGCGAUUUCAUGCUCGAUUUGGACGAUGUGCUUGACAUGUUGUGGCUGCAGGGUGGGCGAUGCUACUACUCAGGAGUCCCAUUGAAGUGUGGGGCUGGCCCUUCCAACUGGGUCUGGUCCAUCGAGCGUCUUCACAACUCUGUGACAUAUAACAAGAAGAACUGCGUGCUGAUAGCACGAGAGUUCCAGGCAGCUGACAACAGUCGCAACAAAGCCAAGUUUCCAGUGUUUGGCACGGCCCAAUGGUCGCGCAGCAAGGUCAGCCACGUUUGGGGACCGUACUACCCAGAAUGUUAG